AUUAAUUUAUUAUUAAUUAGGUGUGACUCAUGUAAACAAUAUUUGGCUUAAAUAAAAGACACCUAAAUGUGAUGAUUAUUUUGGUAGAUGGAUAAUUAAGUCAAUGGGGUUUUAUUUUGAAAUUCAAAAUACAAAUCCCUCUUCUCUCUCUUCAUGACUGUUGGGACAUGACUCUUGGGGUGGAAUAUGACUGUUGUAAUAAAGUGUCUAUAAAAGGACACAUUUAGGCAACCAACACCAACUUUUCUCAUUCCUUCUCAUUUUCUCACAAAUACACAAAAGUAUCUUCAUCAUCAAAGAUACAAAUAAGGAAGAAGGAAGAGAGGAGAAAACAAUUGCAAACAAGGAUCAAUAAAUCAGACAAGAAUCGACGUCAUGGAUCCGGUUGCUACUAAUAUGUUUGCCUUGGGCAACGCAAUGACAAAGUUCAAUGGGCUAAACUAUGCUGAUUGGUCUGAAAAGAUUCAGUUUCAACUGGGUGUUAUGAACUUGGAUAUGGCAUUGAUAAUGGACGAGAAGCCCGCAGCCAUUACGGAGGACAGUACGGAAGAUGAAAAAGCUCUUCUUGAGGAUUGGGAAAGGUCCAACAGGUUGUCUUUGAACUUGAUGAGGAUGACGAUGGCUGACAAUGUUAAGCCAUCUAUACCCAACACUGAAAAUGCAGGGAUUCCUUUUGAUCCAAACCAUAAAAGGAAGUGA
Lathyrus oleraceus (garden pea) is the source of this 699-nucleotide messenger RNA. RefSeq lists its product as uncharacterized. The transcript is spliced from 2 exons. NCBI's taxonomy places the organism in Eukaryota, Viridiplantae, Streptophyta, Magnoliopsida, Fabales, Fabaceae. The record is from RefSeq and is a predicted model, not a curated record. The coding region runs from base 376 to 699 and encodes 107 amino acids.